Molecule: messenger RNA, 766 nt
Organism: Cydia amplana
Lineage: Eukaryota; Metazoa; Arthropoda; Insecta; Lepidoptera; Tortricidae
Exons: 1
Coding region: 8-766 (252 amino acids)
Source: RefSeq, a predicted model, not a curated record
AUUUAACAUGAAUUUAAUACCCAACUGUUUAUAUUUAGUGAUGUUCUUAUUUAUACAUGUAACCAAUGAAGAAACGACAACCGAGGCGGACACUCUAAAAAAAGAUAAAAUAACGGAUACAAUUAACAAAAUAAACAAUCCAAAUUUAAAAGAAAAUGUUAAAAAUAAUGAUGAACAUCAAACCGGAUCACCACAAUUUGACAUGAAAGACUUCAAAGUCAAGAAAUUGAAAAGUCACCAUUUCGAGGAUGAGGAUACUACAUCUUGCUUAGCCAACAUAGAUCCAGCGAAGAUAGAAGCAGUUAAAAAGAGUAUCAGGAACAACGACGGUAAAGUUGAAUACGUACCUGCUGAUCCUCAACACGUUAAUGAUGAAGAUAUUAAAAUAGCCAAUUGUCUUAAGAGAGAAGCUAAAGAUAACAAAGAUAAUAAAGAACCUAAUGAAAAUUCAGGUAAAACCAAGUCAGUCGACGCAAAAGAAGGAAAGAUCAAUAAAGAAGCUACAAAUGCUACAAAGGAUAAAAUUAAUUUAAAUACAGUAGAAGAAGAAGAUACAGUAAAUGAUAAACCUGGUAGAAGAGAUACAGAAUACCAAUUCGAACCGCUACUCUACUACGACGACGAAAUGGUGUUUGACAACACGACGUGCCCAGACAAGGUGGAGGUUAUAGAACUACAACUGGGCGAGGUGAAGACGUAUGACAUGGAGUGUAGUAUGAUCACGCAUUGGACAGGUUUGUUAGACCCUAAUCUAUCAGAUGAAUAG